UCACAUCAGAUCGUAGUGCAGAAAAGACGUUUAAUAUCACAACUAAAAAUAGAGAAUCAGUUCACAAACGUAAUUGUUUUUAAAUGAUACAUUAUCUUAUUCAUAGUGCAUUUCACCUGCAUAUAUGCUCGAGUAACUGCAUUGUAUAUUUGAGAAUACACUCAGGUCUAAAAUUACUGGCACCCUUGAUAAAGACGAGCAGAAAAUACAGUAGAAAAUGAAUCCCACUGUGUUUCCUUAUUAUUCAAUCUUCAAGGAAACCUUUGACUCAGUCUUUCAUGCCACAAGACAACCAGUCGGUCGACAUGUGCCUAGUCAACACUUUUUAGGCAUUAAUGGGAACUCCAUAGAAAGCGGGUGUUGUGGUGUGCCUUAGAAGUAGGGUACGAAGAGUUUACCCACCAUGCACCCCACCACACACACUGUCAUUAUCAUUGUACUAUUUCUCUCUAUCUUUCUCUCUGUCUCUAUUCCUUAGGAUAAUGAGUUGUGAAGCAGCGAGGGCUAGGCGGAGAGCAGAGUCUCAGGUGUUGAUUGACAUGUCUCAACUCCUCCCUCUCCCUUCCUCCCUCCGCCCACAGCUAGACAAACCCUCCAUCAUACGACUAACCAUCAGCUACCUACGCAUACACACACUGCUCUCUGGUACACACACACACACACACACUCACUUUCUCUCUCACUCACUCACAAACAAACAAACAAAUACACACACCCAGUCAUGUUGUUUAUGUCUCUUUAUCCUAGGCUUUGCUGACCGACAGACGUGGGAGAGGAGGGACGAGGAGGGAGAGAGGGAAACGAGGGAGGAGGGAGAGAGGGAAACGAGGGAGAGGAGGGAGGAGGGAGGGAGAGAGAGGUGGGCGGAGGGAAAUAGGGAGGCGGGAGACAGGGAGCUCGGGGAGAGGAGCGAGGAGCGAAAGAAGGAGAUGGGGGAGACAGAUCUAUACCUGAGGAUUCUGGGUGGCUUUGUCGUCGUGGUAACGACAGAAGGAGACAUGAUCUACCUGUCAGAUAACAUCAGAGAAUACAUGGGUUUAACUCAGGUGGAGUUGAUGGGGCAUAGCAUAUAUGAUUUCACACACCCCUCUGACCAUGAGGAAAUCAGAGACAACCUUGACCUCACUGCAGGGCGGAGCGGGUGUGGAGGACUGAGAGACUUUCUGAUGAGGAUGAAGUGUACAGUGACUCACAGAGGAAGAACUGUCAACCUCAGAUCAGCCGGCUGGAGGGUGCUGCAGUGUCGCGGGUGUUUGAAGGUGUGUGUGUCAGGACCCUCUCUUACUUGUGUGCUCUUCACCUGCCAGCCCCUGUCCCUCACACACACACUCCUACACACACACACCUUCACCAGCCAUCACAGCAUGGACAUGAGGUUCACUUACUGUGACCAAAGGGUGACUGGGUUGUUAAGUUAUCGUCCAGAGGAGUUGCUGGGUGUCUCUAUGUAUGAUCUGUGUCACACUCUGGACUUACACACUCUGACCAAAAGCCACCUGAACCUGUGUUCUAAGGGUCAGUCAGUGAGUGGGGUGUACAGGGUGUUGGUUAGAGGGGGAGGGUACAUGUGGGCAGAGACUCACAGUGCUGUCAUCUCCAAACCCCGCCCAACGCAGCCACACCCAUCACAGCCACACCAAUCUAGACCCUCACCGCCACUCUUCGUCGCUUGUGUCACAUACAUCCUCAGUGGUGUUGAAGAGCCAACUCAGCUUCUGUCUCUGGGCCAGAUGAACUGAGGGGAGUAACCUCUAGCCCCUCCCUGGACCUCUUUGAGGAAGGACAUUUUUCAUUCUACAUAACAAUUCUGCAUUUUCUACAUAAAAUCUUAGCUUUAUUUAGUAUAGCUGUAGCUACAUAUUGUGAAACAGACACUGUGAAGAUAUUAAUGUGAUUAAGACUGUUUGCUAAUAAAUAAUCAUGUCCACUUCUGC
Oncorhynchus mykiss (rainbow trout) is the source of this 1934-nucleotide messenger RNA. NCBI's taxonomy places the organism in Eukaryota, Metazoa, Chordata, Actinopteri, Salmoniformes, Salmonidae. The record is from RefSeq and is a predicted model, not a curated record.